Molecule: messenger RNA, 3591 nt
Organism: Somion occarium
Lineage: Eukaryota; Fungi; Basidiomycota; Agaricomycetes; Polyporales; Cerrenaceae
Source: the annotation of a GenBank genome assembly
ACUCGAGUUGCUUCCUCCGCACUCGUAGGCGUCGCUUUCUCUCUGCGGUCCUUUGCUCUCCUGCCAGCCACGUUCCUUUCUUUUCUUUUUCUUUCCAGGCGCAGAUGAACGCAGGUGAUUUCGCACCACCGGGCUCAAAACCCUUUCCUUCUCCAGUUAGAGAUGACAGACUACCACCUAUACCAUCAGAUCAUGAGACUGCAAUGAAUUCUCCUCCUCCGCCCCAGAUCGUCCAUGACCAGGAUACGUUUGCUUCACAGCAAACAGUGCGUGGAGUACCGCCGCCCAUUAAUACCUCUGGCGGUUUGAGUCCCAACGAUUACGGUAUAUACGUUCUACAGCCGUCCACGCAUGAUUCUAAUACCGACAUUACCACAGGGCUCUCUGUUCCCCCCAUCACUCCCAUAUCACCUGUGGGAGCUGUUUCGUCCGGAAUGCCUCCUUCGCCGUCAGCAGAAGGUAAACCGAAGAAGACCAACCCUUUGACUGACCUCGUGGAGACUGAGAAAGUAUACGUUGACUUACUCACCGGCAUAAUAAGAAAAGUAGCGGCUGCUUGGUCGCGCUCAAACCUCCCUCCACCUGAGCUGGACACCAUGUUCAGAAGCGUGGAAGGUGUAUACAGGGCUAACCGAUCGUUGUUAGCGAAAUUGAAAGAGAUCGGCACUAGUCCUUCGUCUCCCAAAGCGCUUGGAGAUCUGCUCAUGAGAUGGAUUGAUGAUCUGGAAACUCCAUAUACCACCUAUGCCGCAAAUUAUUGUGCUGGCUUCGAUGUUUGGGGCCCUGUCCAAUCAAACCCACGGUUAAGAACUACUCUUGCCAUAUUCUCGUCGUCAAAUCCUCCUCCUCUUCCACCCUCUUCACCGCCACAUCCUGCAGAACCUCCACUGUGGACACUUGAUGACUUGUUCAUUCUCCCCAAGGAUAGGCUGAAGUACUACAAGAAGCUCUAUAGUCGGUUACUCAAGAGCACUCAGCCAGGGCGAAGUGAUCAUCGUCUACUGACCGGGGCUUUGGACAAGCUAGAUGGGUUACUUUCUACUGUGGAUCAGAGGUCGAAUUUGAAGAUCGGUGACAACUUCGGCGCACCUCCCCCAACUCUCGCACCAACUACUGAAGAUGAGGUAGUCAUUGACAUGAGAUCUCGCAACAGCAAUGGACUUCCGCCGAAGAACUUCAUGGUUGGACCUCCAUCCAAUCGGGACAGUGAUUCAACUGGUGCUGGUAGUGUUUCUAGCAGAGGACGUAUGUCUCAAGAAACUGCACCUACGUCGGAGGACAGAGGGUCAACUGCAACGCUGGGCAUGCCUAUCACUGACCUGGAACGUCGGCUAUCCACGGAGCGCACUCUAGAUAUUUUCACCAUGAAACCAAAGCAAGUUCGCCUUCAGAUAUCCCCACCUACAUUGCAUUAUACCCGAGAAUUGCGUAUAUCUGCGGACGUUGUCCUUAAUCUAAUUCCCCGCUCCACUGGCAUUGAGGUCAUCCAGGAACGUGGCCAUAUAUUCAUACUAACAGACCUCCUCUUGAUUUGUGAACGGAUGACCAAGGAAGAGAUGUCUCGGUAUGGACCGGACGGACCUGACAUGUGGCUCCUAUACCCUCCUUUGGCUGGCAAACACUUGCGUGUCGCACCCGUUGAAGGUUCAGCUACCGCGUUGAAUGUCACCAUUCUGCGUAAAGAGACUUUGACCGUCUCCACGGGCUCUCCUCAAACUCGAGACAGACUUGUUUACGAGUUCCGGGAAUGUAUCGACGCCGGUGCCACCUUGCUGCCACCAUCGAAAAAUGCUCAGCCUCCACCACCCGUUCCUCCUCUGCCUGGUACCAAUAAUUUACCGAGAUCGCCUUCUGCACCUCUCGAACGAAAUCUAAUGUAUCCCCCUAAUGAAUUCCCACCAUCAGCACGGUCAAGUGGAAGCCUGAGCCCGCCUUCGCGGGCACUUUCGCCAGGCAGCCUGGCGGAUGGUCGUGUCAUGUCACCUCCCAUGGGGCCAGGAAUACUCGAUGGCAUGGCGAGGAUGGGACUUGCACCAGAUCCCAGGAUGAACCCUCAACCCGGCCAAACGUAUCCUCCUCCACGCUCGAGCUCUGCUGCUCCCGGGGGCCCUGGUCCUUCGUUCGCGCCGGGACAGGUUAUGCCAGGAUCUGGUUUUGGACCUGGUCAGGUGAUGCAACCGCCGUCGUUUGGUCCUGGACAAACUAUGCCUCCCUUCCAAGGCGGACCUGGACAGAUAGUUCCUCCCCCACGUGGAGCCAGUACAGUGUACAGAGGACCCGGAGGACCCCCACCUCCUGCAAUGGGGCUCCCGGAUCGUCCCGGACCGCAAGGGAUGCAGUACAAUGGACCUCCAGUUUCAAAUGCACGUUUCUCAGGUGGUUCGGGUUACCCGCCAUCUCGACCUCCUUCGGAUGGUUCCUAUGGUAGCAGUCUUCGCAAGUCGCCUUCCUCUCGUUCACUGGCUUCGCAAUACGAACAGAUGCCGCCGAAUGGUAUGCCGCCGCCCAUGCCGGCGUACCCAGACGGUCUACCCCCUCCGCGACCUGGGUUCCUUCCUCGAAACGACUCAUCGGGCUCUUUGUCGAGUCUCCAAGCACCUCAACCUCGUCCAUUACUUCCUUCAGCUCAACUGAGCCUUCGGUCGGUGUCCACAGCUGUGUCAUUUGUUGAGCCUAGUCCGCCCAAUUCACCUGUGGAAGAAUCGCCUCAGUAUAAUGGACCAGUCACCUCCACUGUCUCAGCACAGAUGAAGUGCAAGGUUUUCCUGAAGCAACAUCAUGCUGCCUGGAAGAGCCUUGGAUCAGCAAAGCUUAAGCUGUACAGAGAGUCGCCGACCAACAUCAAGCAACUGGUGGUGGAAGCCGAUAACAGCAAGAAAACCGUCAUGAUAUCUACUAUUGUGCUCCCGGAUGGGGUGGAGCGGGUGGGUAGGACAGGCGUAGCCGUCGAGCUUUCUGACAAGGGUCUCAGAACCGGGAUCGUAUACAUGCUGCAGUUGCGGAACGAGCAGGCGGCGCAAGGUCUAUUUGACAGUCUUCUCGCUGGCUCAGACCGAUCAGAAGCAGCGGGCAGGGCAUGAACAAUUCCCAAAUGGACUGUGCAUUUACCUCUGGACAAUUCUUACAAUCUUCCACAUUGACAUGCUUUCGGACUAAUUUGCGUCGCCUUUCAUGGGGAAAUACAGCUUACACUUCCAUUUAUUUUUCCUAUCGCACUUACAUUAGAGUACCACCAUUCCUGAUAUUCCAUGAUCUCAUUGGUUUUUUCUUUUAUGAACAUGAUUUUACAUUCCUGUCUGCUACAAAUUACACUGGGGACUUUUAGGAUGAAGGUGUUGGUUGUGGCUCCGGCCACGAUAGCUCUGCACAGAGUGAAAUGUGAUCACUGCCACAUUUACCCUUCUGCGGUAGGCCUGGCUCUAGGUCUGCAGUGAAAAUAGGUUUUGCCAGACCAGUAACUAACACUGGCCGAUCCACAGGCUCCAAUACGAAGAUAUAGUCUGUAAAAAUUGAGCACACAAGUUUUGGGAGAAAGCAAUCUGCCUGAACAUACCUAGUACAGUCUUCCAAUACUAAGGGAAUGUUAGCACU